Molecule: messenger RNA, 1916 nt
Organism: Pecten maximus
Lineage: Eukaryota; Metazoa; Mollusca; Bivalvia; Pectinida; Pectinidae
Product: multiple epidermal growth factor-like domains protein 10
Biological process (GO): cell communication
Cellular component (GO): membrane
Molecular function (GO): scavenger receptor activity
Source: RefSeq, a predicted model, not a curated record
CAUUGGUCCUUGUGAGUUGGGGUUUUAUGGUCAGAGUUGUGACGAGGAUUGUCCAGAACAUUGUUAUCUCGGCUGCAACAGAAAUGACGGUUCGUGUUUUGUCUGCGACUCCAGGUUUUGGGGCAUGUUCUGUAAUAAUACGUGUGGGACGAACUGUUUCAUGUCAUGUGAUCAGAUGACUGGCAUAUGCCCUGUCUGUAACUCUGGGUGGCGAGGAGCAACAUGCCAGUCGCCAUGUAGUCUUCCAAACUGCAAAAGCUGCACGACUAACGACGAGUGUUCUGUCUGUAAGGAAGGGUGGUACGGACUAAAAUGCGAUAAGAUAUGUUCUCAAAAUUGCCAAAGCUCAACAUGUGAUCGACGAACUGGCAAUUGUGAUUGUCAACCUGGCUGGUUUGGGGAACAGUGCAAUAAUCAGUGCAUCCCGAACUGUUCUUUCUGUAGUUCAAAUAAAACUUGUGUGUUGUGUGAGGACGGAUUCUAUGGAGCUCGUUGUGAACAUAAAUGUAUUGAUGAAUGUAAAACGUGUCUAAGAUCUGGACUGGAAUGUACAGAGUGUAAAGAUGAAGACAGAUACGGUGACACUUGUGAAUGCAGCUUCUCAGAAUGUGCACAACGCGAGAAGGGGAAAUUCGAUUGCAUAUUGUGUUCCAAAAUUGACUGGUUUCCAUUUGAAAAUGGUUGUUGUCCAUGCAGAACUAGCUAUUGCUUAGACAGCGAUGCAUGUAAUAUAAACUCAGCAGCCUGUUCGUCAGGAUGCCAGGACGGCUACUAUGGUAUAAUGUGUACAAAUAAAUGUAGUCCAUUUUGUAAAGGUGGCAACACAACUUGUCUUGGAAAUUUAGGACACUGUGCCAAGGGCUGUGUUGAUGGAUGGCUUGGUAAGAAAUGUGACGCAUCUUUCUGUAAAGAGUCAUAUCCACACUGCAUUCAGUGUGCUUAUCGUCGGAAGCCGUAUUCGGCCAAUAGCAACGACCUGGAUUGUACAGAAUGUGAGCCUGGAUUCUAUAUCACUAAUGGACAUUGCGAAGAAUGUCUCCAUUGUAAAGACAACAAGUGCCGAAGUCAUGAUGGUAUCUGUCUUGAAGGGUGCGCUCGAGGAUGGUAUUUAGAUUCCUUCCGAGAAUACUGUACUAACGAAUGUGGACGCUGCGUGAAUCAGAUAUGUCACGCAUUCAAUGGUACAUGUGUAAACGGAUGUCAACCAGGAUACCAUGGCCACACGUGCACUAUGCACUGUCCUAGAAACUGCAAGUACGCUACGUGUAAUGCCUCGGGAAUUUGUGCCGAAGGUUGUAGCCAGGGAUAUUAUGGAACUUACUGCUACGAAGAAUGUGAAAGAUGUCUACAGGAUGUGUGUGAUCGUGAGACUGGGGUCUGUUUAAAGUGUAAGCCCCAGUGGCAUGGUCCUGGCUGUAGUCAGAGCUGUGACGGGUGCGUUGAGGGAAUGUGUACGGAUGGACAGGGUUGUGCUGAAGGCUGCUGGCCGGGAUUGUACGGUAUAUCGUGCAACAUGACAUGUCCGGACAAGGCCUCGUGCUAUGCGUGCGACCAGUUAUCCGGUCAGUGUAUCGUAUGCAAAGACACACUCGGCUCCCCUGCACCGCCGUCCUGCAAGAUAGUCAUGGAUGAUAUCACGUGGACGGAAGCUUACAGGGAGACAUCAUGUGCAGUCGGUUAUUAUGGGGAAUUUUGUCAAUUGAAAUGCCCAGAAAAGUGUCUCGUAGAUUCAGAAAAGCGGCAUCGCUGUGAUAGAUUUACAGGCACGUGUCUGCCGAUAGCCGGAUGUUACCCAGGUAACUACGGGCUCUACUGUGAUCGGAUAUGCCUUAAUUGUCUGUAUGGAGCAUGCUCUAGAGACGCCGGGAUGUGUUUGCAUGGCUGCGAUACAGGUUGGACAGGUCCUGAAUGCCUAU